This is a messenger RNA of Penicillium roqueforti, 1086 nucleotides long. RefSeq names its product putative mitochondrial carrier protein. The coding region runs from base 1 to 1086 and encodes 361 amino acids. The transcript has 3 exons. NCBI's taxonomy places the organism in Eukaryota, Fungi, Ascomycota, Eurotiomycetes, Eurotiales, Aspergillaceae. Gene Ontology annotation, cellular component: mitochondrial inner membrane. The record is from RefSeq and is a predicted model, not a curated record. Gene Ontology annotation, molecular function: S-adenosyl-L-methionine transmembrane transporter activity.
AUGUACAACACUCAUUCCGAUAUUUGGGUCGCAGGCGCAUUUGCCGCACUCAUAGUCGAUUUUAUCGCCUACCCCUUCGACACACUCAAGACCCGUGUCCAAUCCCCAGACUAUGAGAAGGUCUUCAAGAAUGCGCGCACAGGAGCAGUGCGGCGCAAUGUACUCUUCCGAGGAUUAUACCAAGGUGUUUGGAGUGUGGUCUUCACAACAAUUCCAGCUUCUGGCGCAUUCUUUACCACAUACGAAGCUGUGAAGAGCAUUAUGUACAAUUCCUCAAAAGAAGCAUCCACGAGCAUGAACGGUGGCAAGAGAAGCUCACCCGAUGGCUCUUUGAACAGUCUUCGCUUGCCCUUCACACAUUCCCUCCCUACUCCAAUUAUGAAUGCAAUUGCCUCUUCGGCCGGCGAGAUGGUAUCAUGCCUCAUUAUCACGCCCGCGGAGGUACUGAAACAAAACGCACAGAUGGUUCAAGGCUCCCAUGCGGACAAAUCCGCCAUGCGACAAGUAAUCUGGCGAUUCCAACAUCAUCCUUGGCGCCUAUGGAGUGGGUAUACGGCACUGCUUGCUCGGAACCUCCCAAACACAGCUUUACAAUUUCCACUCUUUGAGUAUGUACGAUCACACCUGAUUAACCGACGAAGACGAUUGAAAGCGACUCGGAUGAACACUGGUCAACCACCAUCGGAAAUCAAGGAUCAACUAGUCGAACGGGCCGGCUUGACGGGUAUAGCUGCGGCAAUUUCAGGCACGAUCGCGGCGACAGUUACUACUCCAAUUGACGUUAUCAAGACUCGACUGAUGCUUUCGGCAAGUGAUGCUGCUAGUUCCCAACAUAAAAGUACUCAGGCUGGUACUCGGGGCAAUGAGGCGAUAUCUUCGGAUGUGCGGAAAAAAACUAAACCUGGCAAGACUCUCAUUUCUGUCGGUCGUGAUAUCAUACGAUAUGAGGGUGUCCGUGGUUUGUUCAAGGGCGGACUGAUACGGGCUGGUUGGACGGCGAUUGCACUAGGCCUUUAUCUCAGCCUGUAUGAAGGAGCCCGGUUUUAUCUAGAGAAUCGACGGAAGGAGCGCGAGCAUGUCAGUUAG